AUGGCUGAUCUCUUCUGUGAGCCAUUUCCAGAGAUAUCAUGGUUACUACCAAUGGACUUUCCUAUCACAAAACAAUUCAAAAGGUUUGAUCAGAAUUCUCCUCAAUGUUAUGGGAAUAUGCUGAAGAACGGCACCGUAGAUUAUUCGAAAAAGUCACAACCCCCGUUUCUAUAUCUCCAUCUUGUUCAUGAUUAUGGUGAUCAUGACAAACUGUUCUUCUGCGAUCAAGAUCAAACUCUUCUCAAAAAAGUCCCUUGGUUGAUCAUGAAAACGGAUAACUACUUUGUCCCAUCUCUCUUCUUAAUCCCAUCUUUCGAGCAAGAACUUACCAAUUUGUUUCCUGAGAAAGAAUUUGUUUUUCACCACUUGGGUUGGUAUCUUUUCCAUCCCUCAAAUCAAGUAUGGGGAUUAAUUACCAGGUACUAUCAAGCUUACUUGGCCAAGUCAGAUGAGCGGAUUGGCAUCCAAAUAAGAGUGUUUGACACUGGAACUGGACCAUUUCAAUAUGUCAUGGAUCAAAUUUUAGCCUGUACUCUAAAUGAGGACUUACUUCCUAAGAUUAAUACACGAGAGUCUGUCACCACACCAUUCAAGAAUCAGAAAUCAAAAGCUGUCUUAGUGACAUCUUUGAAUGCAGGGUACUCUGAGAAUAUAAGGACGAUAUACUGGGAACACCCCACCGUGACUGGGGAGAUGAUCAGUGUUUAUCAGCCUAGCCAUGAAGAAUACCAACAGACUGAGAAGAAGAUGCACAACAGAAAGGCAUGGGCGGAAAUGUAUCUCCUCAGUUUGACUGAUACGUUGGUCACUAGCUUGUGGUCGACAUUUGGUUACGUGGCACAGGGCCUUGGAGGUUUGAGACCAUGGAUUUUAUACAAGCCUGAGAAUAGGACAGCUCCAAAUCCACCUUGUCGUGCAGCCAUGUCAAUAGAGCCUUGUUUUCAUGCUCCUCCCUUGUAUGACUGCAAGGCCAAGAAAGGUAUAGACACAGGUUCGCUUGUACCUCAUGUGAGGCAUUGUGAAGAUAUGAGUUGGGGACUUAAGCUUGUUGAUGGUCUUGAUUACUUGUAG
Molecule: messenger RNA, 1071 nt
Organism: Ilex paraguariensis (yerba mate)
Lineage: Eukaryota; Viridiplantae; Streptophyta; Magnoliopsida; Aquifoliales; Aquifoliaceae
Source: the annotation of a GenBank genome assembly